Molecule: messenger RNA, 297 nt
Organism: Plectropomus leopardus (leopard coralgrouper)
Lineage: Eukaryota; Metazoa; Chordata; Actinopteri; Perciformes; Serranidae
Source: RefSeq, a predicted model, not a curated record
UGUCCAGGUGAGUUUGGCGAGGUGUGUCGUGGUCGGCUGAGGGUCCCAGGCAGGAAGGAGAACUACGUAGCGAUCAAGACGCUGAAGGGCGGCUACACAGACAAACAGAGGCGGGACUUCCUGUCAGAGGCGUCCAUCAUGGGUCAGUUCCAGCACCCCAACAUCAUCCACCUGGAGGGCGUCAUCACCACUUCCUGUCCCGUCAUGAUCCUCACCGAGUUCAUGGAGAACGGAGCGCUCGACAGCUUCCUGAGGGUCAGACAGCCUCACCUGUCUCACCUGUCUCUGUCUCACCUG